AGACUACUACAACAUUACAAUCUCCUUUAAACCGACAGACGACAACGCAAACAACAGCGCCGACAACAUCGUUAUCUACAACACCAAUAGAUGCCUAAUUCUAAUAAUUUUACAAAUUCUAUGUUGAUUGAUUCUACACGUAUCCCACAGAUGGCAUUACUUGACAGAGAUUUACAUGCUGGAAUUACAAGAACAAUGAGUACAACGACUCCAAUGGCUGUUGGGAAUGCAAAAGAUACACGUGCCACCGGCUGUUUAAAACCAAUCCGAUUAAAUGAACCUGUCACUUCACUGGGUAAAGCAUUCGCUGAAGUCGAUAGUGUUAUCGCCCAGGUAGUAUCAAACGCUUUCUCUGCUCCAACAGUCAACAACAGUGCAAAUUCAACAACAUCUAUGACUUCCUUGAUAAAUCCAUCUAUCACAACGUCAACCGUAGCAAUGCCAAGUAUACCAAUGACUGUUAUAACCGCGCCUAAUACAGAUCAUUUAAAAAAUAAUAAUUUCAUGUUAUCUAAUAAUGCAAAUUUUAUGCAUAAUACUACUGAAAUUAAUAAUAAUAGUAGUAGUAUCAGUAGUAGUAAUUGUAACCAUCAUCAUCAUCACCAUGAUAUCAGUGAUACCUUGUUAAAUAAUCAGACCAACAUUAUUGAUAAAAAGUGUAUAGCAAGUCAUAGAGAAUCUCUUCCUAUACAAACUUUACAUUUUCCACCGAUAUUAGACACACCAUGGGAGGAACCAGAUUGUAGUGAAGAUCACGCACUGAGUACAUCAAGCAGCGGUGGUUCCUGCACUGGAGGAGGCGUAGGUGGUGGUGCUAUUGGUGGUAUUUUUGGCAGUGUUAGUGGUUGUAGCAAUUCCAGCGCAACACCGACUAGUUCAGUCACAACAACAACACCAACGACGACAACACCCGCAACAGCAACAGCAACAAAUGUAUCUACAUUUAUAGGGAAUAAUCCAUUUCUACCAUUUAUAAGUCCAACUUUAACUCGACGUACCUCAUCAACAACAUCAUCAUCAACAACAGCAGCAACAGCAGCAGCAACAGUCAUCAACUCCAACAGGACACAAUCAAUAACAUCACCAGAUAUGAGCACAUUUUGUUCAGCUAUAUGUUGUCACCAUUCAAUACAAGGACAAAAUUGUAACCCACCGAUGACAAUGCCAUCCCCACAAUUUCAAUCAAAUCGUAGUGCUUGGGCUAAUGCAAUCAGUCCUGAAAAUGCUCAACAAAUUUAUGAUGAAUUACCACCAUCCAACUUUCUGUUGAGUUCACAAACUGUAACGCUGAAAGAAAGAUUAGGUGGAGGAAAUUUUGGUCAUGUUGUCAAAGGAUUGUAUAGAACACCAUCUGGUCAAGAGGUUCCUGUGGCUGUAAAAACACUGAAACCGAAUCAAAUUGUCAGUGCUGGAGAAAGAGAAAUAUUAGCUGAAGCGCGUACAAUGGCCCAGCUGAAACAUCGUCAUAUAGUAAGAUUAAUUGGUGUGUGUAAAGAAGAACAAUUUAUGCUUGUCCUUGAAUUAGCACCUUUAGGUCCUAUCAAUAAAUAUUUGAAGAGACGUCCUGAUGUCAGUGUACAUACAUUAACUGAAUUAAUGCAUCAAGUUGCCUUGGGUAUGGCAUACUUAGAAUCAUGUAAAUUUGUACAUCGUGAUUUAGCUGCACGUAAUGUUCUAUUGGUUACCCGGCAUUUUGCAAAAAUUAGUGAUUUUGGAAUGAGUAAAGCACUGAAUUUCGGUAGUGAUUAUUAUCGGGCAGCAACUGCUGGUAAAUGGCCAUUGAAAUGGUAUGCUCCCGAGUGUAUUUAUUACUUUCGUUUCGAUUCAAAAUCUGAUGUAUGGAGUUAUGGAAUUACACUGUGGGAAGUUUAUUCCUAUGGGGAACGACCGUAUAGAGAUAUGAAAGGUGCACAAAUAUUAGCAAUGCUUGAUCAGGGCCUCCGCUUAUCACGUCCUAGUCGAUGCCCUGAAUCCAUAUAUAGUGUUAUGCAACAAUGUUGGAAUUUCGAGGGAGUUCAUCGGCCAACAUUUGCUGAACUUGUCCUGACAAUAUCACGUAUACUUAAAGCUAUGCCAUCACCACAAACGAAUGUGUGCAUUCCUAACAAUAAUAAUAGCAAUAACAAUAAUAAUAUUCAUACUACGAAUAUCAGCUGUGGUAGUAAUCGUAAUGGUACUUCCACUAUUACUGCUACUUCUGCUGCUGCUGCUAUCAAUACUACUAACAAUAAUAAUAGUAGUAAUAGUAUGAUGUCAUGUAAUACAACUUUAAAAUUCGAUCAUUUUCAUCAUUCACCAACACAUCAACACACUAUGAGUGGAAGUAAUGAUAAUAAUAAAAAUAAUAUUAGUAAUAAUAAUACAGGCUUACAGCCAAUAGAAUUUAGUCCAUCAAGACGUAUCAUCGGAGGGAUUGGAACGACGAGUACAAGUUCUGGAGGAAGUGGUGUCAACAGUGGUGGAAGUGAUGGAAUUUCAUUUUGAAAAUUAAAUUGAAAAAAACACAUUAUUAUUUUUUAUUUUAUUAUGGAUCUAUUUGAUUUAUUAC
Molecule: messenger RNA, 2548 nt
Organism: Trichobilharzia szidati
Lineage: Eukaryota; Metazoa; Platyhelminthes; Trematoda; Strigeidida; Schistosomatidae
Source: the annotation of a GenBank genome assembly